AUGGCUUUUUCCAACUACUCUUGCGGACUUGACUCUGAUUUCGCCAAUAGGCAGCGGAUCUUGCUCGCACGAAAGGCUGCGCGGUACGCUGCCGAGCAGGUCGCGGCCGAUGCGCGCGCGCGGGUGUUUAAUCCGGCAAACAGACCGAAAAACGCAAACAAACGCAACGGGAUCCUGGAAUCCUCGUUCGAACGCUGGGUCCAAACCCCAAGCCCCUCAUUGGUCAACCACUCGCCCGUUGCCAAACCACGGGCCUCGCAACCCCCAGAUCCAGAUCUACAGACGCUUAUCUGUGGCGACGAGAUGAUUUCACCCCGGACCGGAAUCACGCGCAGUCACGUGCACGCCAAGGGCUCGCUCCAGAGCCAUGUAAGGAUGUUGAACACCCUGUUGCACAUCAACCUGCUGCAAGGCCGGUGGGAGACCAGCUACCGCACGUUUGCCUUGCUGAUCAGGGUGUAUGGCACCGACACCCGAGAGAUGUGGCCUGUGGGGGUCGAGAUUUUGCACCGCCUGAACGAAAAAGAGACCGGGUGCGAGAACGACCCGGUUGCGGCUCGCAGCAGGUCCACACAACAGGUUGCUAGGCGCUACCAGCCAAAGAUAUACCGGUUCCUGCGCUUUUUGGACGCGACGCACGAUAAUAAAUUGUCCGAGAUCACUGGCCGGUAUCCGUAUCAGGUGAUCGAUAACGAGGUCGAUGAGCGGCUCGAGGACGAUCUCGACAAGAGGGACUACCAAACACAGCAUUUUCUCAAGCUCAACACGGCGCCGUUGUUCAAGUCCGGGUCGAAAACACAUCUGGCCAUGUAUGUGAUGGCGUUGCUAUGGGAACUAACCGUUGCCGGGCAACACACCCAAUUUUACGAGCUCGAGCACACAUUGAAGGUGAACUACGCUGGCGAUCUAACCAUGUUGCAAUACCUCAAGGCGAUCAACAAAGUCCGCGAAGGCCUGCACGGGUCCGGAUCAUCCAGCGCCCUGGAAGAAGGAGACUCGCUCCUGCGCGAUCUGGGGUUUCUAGAAUGA
Messenger RNA from Ogataea philodendri, 1029 nucleotides. RefSeq lists its product as uncharacterized. The transcript has a single exon. The record is from RefSeq and is a predicted model, not a curated record. NCBI's taxonomy places the organism in Eukaryota, Fungi, Ascomycota, Pichiomycetes, Pichiales, Pichiaceae. Gene Ontology annotation, cellular component: RNA polymerase I core factor complex. The coding region runs from base 1 to 1029 and encodes 342 amino acids. Gene Ontology annotation, molecular function: RNA polymerase I general transcription initiation factor activity; TBP-class protein binding; RNA polymerase I core promoter sequence-specific DNA binding. Gene Ontology annotation, biological process: transcription initiation at RNA polymerase I promoter; nucleolar large rRNA transcription by RNA polymerase I.